CGUAAUUAUGCAAGGAGGGAAAUAAUGUUUCAAAAUAGUAUCCAAAUGAAACGAAAAAAGUCAUCACAAAUGUACGCACUUUGCAACACUGUUAAAGCGCUUGUUUUGUAUUUGCAAAGUUUAACUGUUGAAUGUUGUAAUCAUGCAAAGAUGUCUUUACAACUUAAACUCAGACCGCAGCCUGUCCCCAAAGGCGCUGUGCACCAAAAUAGCCGUUGCAACGUCAACGCCGACCCCAAUAAGGAAGCGCCUCCGACUUGUCCAGAUUACAAACCUAAGGACCACGUGCGGCCUACUGGACAGACCGAAUCUGCUACCGUUGAUCACACCAUUUAGUCUGUUCGAUGGAUACUAUGCGACCAACAAAAUACAGUCAGACAAUUGGAAUACGUUGAAGUUGCUUGAGUAUCUACAGAUAGCCAAAGAGAUGUACCAGCUGUCGGACUGCGAUGCGCUGCAACUGCUAGGAUUCUUUAAAAACAAUUUGACUGAAGCAUGUCGCCAUCUAUAUCUCAAUAGCAAUCAGUCCAUUAUGCUUUUGGACUUCGAUUCCCCCUGGCGACUGAGCGCGAAAUCCAUUAGCGAGCUGCCCACCGUGGAACAGUUUACGACCCACACGUUCUUCAAGAACUUCCAUCAGCUGUUCAUCGUGAACUCGAAUAUAUUGACCAACGUAUUGCCACAGCAGCCAUUAGCCGAGCAAUUCUCAGGUCGCUAUCUGCGCAUACAGCGCACCUUUCAUCGCGGUCAGGUCAUCUGGGUGGGCUGCGUGCUGCCCACUCAAGAGGCACCCAUUGAGGUUGCCGCGCUGCUGUUGCCCUCGUCGGAGCAAACUGAAUUGAAAUGCUGUACCCAGCUCAUGGACGAGUUGGAGCAAUAUUUGGCUCCCCUUGUACUGGCCAGCAAAUCUUGGACCGCCCUUGAACAAAAGCCCAAGAAGCACAACGUUGUCAUGGAAGUACUCACCACACUGACAACCUCCAUGGAUGAGCUCUUCAAACAUACAAUUCCAAGAGAUGCCGUUAGUGCUAUGCUAACAUCUUAUGAAAUCCUUUACUGA
This is a messenger RNA of Drosophila hydei, 1060 nucleotides long. RefSeq lists its product as uncharacterized. The record is from RefSeq and is a predicted model, not a curated record. Lineage: Eukaryota; Metazoa; Arthropoda; Insecta; Diptera; Drosophilidae. Bases 143 to 1060 code for a protein of 305 amino acids. The transcript is spliced from 2 exons.